Messenger RNA from Paramuricea clavata, 947 nucleotides. The record is from the annotation of a GenBank genome assembly. Lineage: Eukaryota; Metazoa; Cnidaria; Anthozoa; Malacalcyonacea; Plexauridae.
AUGGUUCCUGACGUUGAGGACAAGGUUCCUGACGCUGAGGACAAGGCUCCUGACGCUGAGGACAAGGUUCCUGACGCUGAUGACAAGGUUCCUGACGCGAGGACAAGGUUCCUGACGCGAGGACAAGGUCUCUGACGCUGACAACAAGGUUCUUGACGCUGAGAACAAGGUUUCUAACGCAGAGGACAAGGUUCCUGACGCUGAGGACAAGGUUCCUGACGCUGAGGACAAGGUUCCUGACAAAAGGACAAGGUUCCUGACAAGAGGAGACGGUUCCUGACGCGGCGGACAAGGUUCCUGCCGCUGAAGACAAGGUUCCAGACGCUGAGGACAAGGUCCCAGACGCUGAGGACAAGGUUCCUGACGCUGAGAACAAGGCUCUUGACGCAGAGGACAAGGUUUCCAACGCUGAGGACAAGGUUCCUGCCGCUUAGGACAAGGUUCAUGACGCUGAGGACAAUGUUCCUGACGCUGAGGACAAGGAUCUUGACGCGGACGACAAGGUUUCUAACGCUGAGGAAAAGGUUCGUGACGCUGAGGAAAAGGAUCCUGACGCGAGGACAAGGUUCCAGACGCUCAGGACAAGGUUCCAGACGCUCAGGACAAGGUUCCAGACGCUGAGGACAAGGUUCUUGACGCUGAGGACAAGGUUUCUAACGCUGAGGAAAAGGUUCGUGACGCUGAGAACAAGGAUCCUUACGCUGAGGACAAGGUUCCUGACGCGAGGACAAGCUUCCUGAGGCGAGGACAAGGUUCCUGACGCUGAGGACAAGGUUCCUGACGCUGAGGACAAGGUUCUUGACGCUGAGGACAAGAUUCUUGACGCUGAGGAGACGGUUUCUAACGCAGAGGAAAAGGUUCGUGACGCUGAGGACAAGGCUCCUGACGCUGAGGGCAAGGCUCCUGACGCCCGGACGAGGUUCCUGAUGCGAGGACAAGGUUCUUGA